AUGAGGGAUGAGGUGUGUGUAUCUGUGUGCAUUGGGAGGGAGAGAAAUAUGGGGAAGAAAGAGUCUUCGAGGUCUGUUUUGUAUCUUAAUGGUGAUAGGCUGGGGCUAGUUCAAGGCCAUCAUUAGCGAACAUCUCUGUUCAAAAGCUUUGAUUUUUUCAACAUUAAAGUCUUCAAAUAUCAGAAAUUAAUUAAUAGAGGGGUGGGUUACAGUCUUGCUCGUUUUUGUUUCUUCUCUGCUGCUGCUCGCGAUUGCACAGAUUUAGGUUUUUAGAGAGAGAGGGAGAGGAUGUGUUUUCUCUCUGUUUAUGUUGUGGGACUUUUCUGUCUACUGUGUUUUUAUUUUUUCUCACUUUCCCAGAAGUGUCACAUCUGCCCACUUCGAUGAUUCUGUUUCCAUCACUUGUUUGAUUCCAAAAGUUUAGACUUUGUGAUCUGUGCCCCAUUCUCCAGAUUUCUUUCUCCUCUUCGUUCUGAUCUGGGCUCUCUCUUAUUUCUGGGCAAAAUAUUUGAGAGAGAUCAAGAAAAUGGUGGGGGUGAGGAAUUAAGUAGUUGCUGUUGCUGUUUGUUCAUCUUUUGAUUUACUUAUUAUUGUUCUUUAUCCUCUUGUUUGUUGGUUUUCGUUUUGACAAAAGAAAGAAAUUACUAAAAGAAUAGAAUUUUUUUUAGAGUAGUUGAGUCAUUAGGGAUGGAGGAGGAUCAAGAACUGAGGUUUGUUUGCAAGUUGUGCAACAAGAAGUACCCAUGUGGGAAGUCCUUGGGGGGUCACAUGAGGUCUCACGUGGUUGCAAAUUCUGCUGAAUCUGAGGAGAAAACUUCCAUCGCCAUUGCUGAUCCUCACCCUCACCUUCACCCUCCCCCUCCCAAGGUUCCUUCUUCUCCAUUCUUUUCUGCUGCUGCAAUGAAUCAUGAAUCUUUUGGGCUUAUUGGGCAGCAGCAGCAAUCCAACUAUGGCCUGAGAGAGAAUCCCAGAAAAACUUGGAGGGCUGUGGAUGCAACUUUCCCUUUGCCACAAGAAAGAGUCUGCAAGCAAUGUGGCAAAGGAUUUCAAUCACUGAAAGCACUCUGUGGCCAUAUGGCUUCCCAUUCCGACAGGGACAAGCCUGCUUUCCUUAAAGAUGAUCAUUCUUGGACCAGUGAAACUCAUAAGCUCGCCGUCGAUAGCCAUUCCGACACUGAGGAGCCCAACGCCGCCGCCGAGGAUCGGGUGCUCAUCCGGACCAGAUCAUCUAAGGCUAAUAACAAGUGCAAGAAGAUCGUUGUCAAGUCCUCUUCUUUCACUACUUUAGCAGCAGCUAACAAUGGCUCGUCUUCUGUUUCGGAGAUCGAUGGGGACGAGCAAGAGGAGGUUGCUAUUUGCUUGAUGCUGCUGUCGAGAGAUUCUGGGAAUAAGGGAGGUGUGAAUUCUGUCGUCGAAUCAUCGGACAACAACUCUGUUAUCUUCGAAACUAAGUCAUCUAAAGCUAAGAUCGUUAACAAGAUUGGAGGGGAUGAUUAUGAUGCUGAAAUGGCUGAGAUGGAGAAUUCUGAUUCUGGAUACUUCUUGGACGAAUGUGGCAAAGCUGAAUCCGAUGUAUCCGUCGACGGAUUCCGGCGAUACAGCAAGCCUCCGGACAGCCCUGCUGAAUUCAGACAAGGCUACAGCAGAGACAGAGGCUGCUACUACAGAGCUAAGCAAAAAUACAACGACGAAGAAGAUGAGCGAAGGAGAAGCAGCUGUGUUUCUCAGGACAACCUCGGUAGCUGCAGCACUUACAAGAAAAGCAAGUAUGAAUGCUUCAACUGUAAGAAGAUUUUUAAGUCCUACCAAGCUCUCGGCGGCCACAGGCCGUGCCACAAGCGUAGCACCGUGUACUGCGAAUCCCAGUACAGCGGCGACAACAGCCAAGACGAUGACGAUGAUGAUGAUGAAGACGACGACGAUGAUGACGACUCUGCUGAAUUCGUUAAGGUUGUCGAGAACCGGAAAUCGAGCGCCAAGAAGCCAUCAUCGAAAAACUACGUCGACAAGAAGAACAGCAAGGCUAAAAAGAACAAGGGACAUGUUUGCCCAUUCUGCAACAGGAUAUUCAAGAAUGGCCAGGCCUUAGGUGGUCACAAAAGGUCGCAUUUCAUCGGCGGACAUAACCACGAGCUACAUAACAGUCGAGCUCCUGCAGCAAAGCCUGAUUUGCUCGAUCUCAAUCUUCCUGCGCCGGAGGAAGACGGAAACAAUGGGAGUGGCCAAUUCUCGCCGUGGUAGUUUGCGCCGAUCAUGAACAGAGCCGCCGAUCUUCUUGGCAAUGCAAGAGAGAUGGCUGCUCUAAGAAAGACAAAAAACAUCUACGGACAGCAACAAUGUCAAGCUCCUCGGCGGAGUCGAACAGACAAGAAGAACAUCAGCUGAUAAUACUGUAAGCAGAAUUCAUGAAUUCAUUACCUAAUGAGCCAAAAAAGUUUUGCAGACUUCAAAUUUAAAUUGCUGACAUUACAUCAUUUGUUAGCACAUAAGUUCUUAGAUAGCAAAGCAUUGAUGAUUAAGAUUCCUGCUAGCCUUUAUUUGCACCCCGUUAUCAAAAAAAUUAAGUAUUCUGGUUUUGCUGA
Molecule: messenger RNA, 2582 nt
Organism: Andrographis paniculata
Lineage: Eukaryota; Viridiplantae; Streptophyta; Magnoliopsida; Lamiales; Acanthaceae
Product: zinc finger protein ZAT1
Exons: 1
Coding region: 688-2241 (517 amino acids)
Source: RefSeq, a predicted model, not a curated record